Lathyrus oleraceus (garden pea) is the source of this 309-nucleotide messenger RNA. RefSeq names its product NADH dehydrogenase [ubiquinone] flavoprotein 2, mitochondrial. The record is from RefSeq and is a predicted model, not a curated record. Gene Ontology annotation, biological process: mitochondrial electron transport, NADH to ubiquinone. The transcript has 3 exons. Gene Ontology annotation, cellular component: respiratory chain complex I. NCBI's taxonomy places the organism in Eukaryota, Viridiplantae, Streptophyta, Magnoliopsida, Fabales, Fabaceae. The coding region runs from base 25 to 300 and encodes 91 amino acids. Gene Ontology annotation, molecular function: NADH dehydrogenase activity.
UGUAGUUUGAUUAGCAGCUGAUGCAUGAUUGAAGUUGUUUGUGUUAUGCAGGGAUGCUGUGUGAAUGCUCCAAUGAUUACAGUGGCUGAUUACUCUAAUGGAUCAGAAGGAUAUACUUACAAUUAUUUUGAAGAUGUAACCCCAGAGAAAGUAAUUGAGAUAGUUGAAAAGCUGAGAAAGGGCGAGAAGCCACCGCAUGGCACACAAAAUCCACAGCGGAUUAGGAGUGGACCUGAAGGGGGGAAUACUACAUUGUUAGGUGAGCCCAAACCUCCUCCAUGCCGUGACCUGGAUGCCUGAUGAUGAGUG